AUGGUUGCAAAAAAUAUGAUAUUGAUUGCAAAAUUACAAAAAUUACAGUUGAAUUAUUCAAUUGAUUGCAAUAGUUAUUCAAUUGGUUGCAAUGAUUAUUAUAUUGAUUGCAAAAAAACACUUGAGAAUUCUAUUUUAUUCAUUUGGUUGCAACAGUUAUUCAUUUGGUUGCAACGAUUAUUAUAUUGA
Molecule: messenger RNA, 189 nt
Organism: Hepatospora eriocheir
Lineage: Eukaryota; Fungi; Microsporidia; Hepatosporidae
Source: the annotation of a GenBank genome assembly